This is a messenger RNA of Nanorana parkeri, 2001 nucleotides long. It is a transcript of the gene ZNF770, whose product is annotated as zinc finger protein 770. The transcript has a single exon. The coding region runs from base 49 to 2001 and encodes 650 amino acids. Lineage: Eukaryota; Metazoa; Chordata; Amphibia; Anura; Dicroglossidae. The record is from RefSeq and is a predicted model, not a curated record.
UGUGAAGACAAGUAAGCUGCUGCUGUACCACAGGCUGAUCCAGGAAACAUGUUGAAGUCCCAGCAGAUGAGGGCUCUCAUGAAAGCCCCAAGGAAGCGGCCAUACAGCUGCGACACUUGCACCAAGCAGUUUGAAACCCCUUCUAAACUGGCAAGACAUUACCUGACCCACACCGGCCAAAAGCCCUUCCAAUGCCUGGACUGCAAUAAGACUUUCCGUCAGUUGGUGCACCUAGAAAGGCACAUGGUGACCCACAGUCUCCCAUUCCAGUGUAAUGUCUGUCACCGCCACUUUAAAAACGCCGACGCAUUUUCCAAGCACCAGCGCCUGCAUGUUGAGGGUGCUCGGCUGAAAGGGAGGAUGACCAAAAAGCCUGCGGGCUCCCGCCGGAGGAGAUGCCUCUCUCUCCCGCUGCAUUGUUUCGGGUGCCAGAGGACAUUUGAAAGUGAAGAAAAGAGACUACUCCACCAGUGCGACUUUGUGAACAUCGCUGCUGCCUUCAGGAAGCCAGAAACUCAGCAUUGUGGCUUGUGUGACAAGGUGUUCCCCUCCCGCUCCAAGCUGGAGAGACACCUCAUGAUCCACACUGGCCAGAAACCAUUUGCCUGUGUUCUUUGUGGAAAAGCCUUCAGGCAGAAAGCUCAUCUCAAAAUCCACGAGCUGACCCACACUCAGGAGAGGCCUUUUCAAUGCAGUCUGUGUUUCAAGUCCUUCAAGUCACCAUACCAACUUCUCAAGCAUGGAAAAAUGCACGCAACCAUGUCCACUGUUCAAAUUAAUGUGGGGAUUUCUGCAACCGCACCUUUGCAAGUUAAGGAGGAGCCCGAUGAGGUUAUUCCUUUCCAGUGUUCCUCAUGUCACCAGGGCUUUGAUAGCCAGCAGACCCUGGACAAUCAUAUCUGCGAGGGAAUGAACACACAUGUAACAAUAACUUGUCCCAUAAAGAGUUGUGACUCGGCAUCUGUGAAAAAAACAAAAAGACACGGUAUGUAUUUGGACCCUCACAGCGAAAUAUUUCCCGCCGACCCUGAACCAUCUGAGAGUCUGCUAAAGACUGAACUGGAGGACACACAACACCGUGACCCUGAUGCACCUGAAUGCCAGCAGUUUGUUGUCCCCAGAAAUAUAUUGCAGCUGUAUCCACAACAAAAAGUGAAACCUCCCAGAAAACCAUUUGGACAGUCUCAUCUGCUUCUUGGAAGACGCUUUAGAAACCAACAUUUAAAUGAUAAUAGAACGGUGGGGAAUAGAGAUGCUGGAACUAUGCACAACUAUGGGAAAGGAGACCCUGGAGAUGUUAGGGACACGUUUCACCACUUUCUGCAGCAGGCACAAGGCAUUUUACUGCCAAGGCACAAAGCCAGGUGCGACCGCUGUGAGAAAUCCUUCCCUUCCAUGUCCAAGCUGCGUAGGCACUACCUCAUCCACACCGGACAAAAGCCCUUUUCAUGCAUUGCGUGUGGAAGGGGUUUUAGUCAGUCUGCCCACUUAAAGCGACACCAGGUGACCCACGCAGAGGAAGACCAUCUGUACAGGUCACAGGUUGCUUUGGGUGAUUAUCAUUCUUCAUUUAAUCAGUGGCAAGAAAACUCAAGUUACCAGUUACACCAGCACUCUUGUAGACCCAUUGAAAACAGCCAAGACUUUAGUGAAAUUACUUUUGUUGUCCCUGAUAUAAAAGUAGAAGCAGGAACAGCUGAUUUGCCUGAGGUUAUUAAAAAGUCAGCGGUUACUAAGAGGGCAAGGAUAACUUUGCCAAGAGCUCCUAAUGCUAAAUCCAGCCAAGAAAGGCCGCUGCAAAAAACGAGGACGCGAGCAGUUCAGAAUAGGUAUAGAUGCAGUGUGUGCUCCAAGAGUUUUCAUACACCUUCCAAACUUGAGCGCCACCUUCUUACACAUUCUGGCCAGAGGCCUUUUGUGUGCCAGGAGUGCGGCAAAUCCUUUCGCCAGGAUGCCCACCUAAAACGACACAUGGUUACUCAUGUUAAAGUGCCGGAAUAG